AACAAUUACAAAUUGUAGUACGUGCGUAGUCUUUCUAGUUCUCAAGUCUCACACUCACUUAUAUCAUCACGUAUAGAAUUCGUCAAGAGUUCGGCCAAGCGCCAUGAAUUCCCAAAUACUCUUCGUUAGUCUCGCCUUAGUUUUCAUCUUUGUUGCAGGAGCAAAUGCGACUACAAUCACCAUUAAAAACAACUGUCAAAGAACCAUCUGGCCGGCAACCUUAACUGGCGACCAGAAACCUCAACUCUCAACCACCGGUUUCGAGUUAGCACCUGGAGCUACCCAGUCCGUGGACAUCCCAGCGGGCACUUGGACCGGCCGCUUCUGGGGCCGAGAUCGAUGCUCCACCGAUGCAUCCGGCAGGUUCAUGUGCGCCACCGGCGACUGUGGCUCCGGUAGGGUUGAGUGCAACGGUUUAAGCGGAGCCCCGCCGGCCACUCUGAUCGAACUGACCAUCGGAGGAGACGGGGGAAAAGAUUUCUACGACGUGAGCAACGUGGACGGGUUCAACGUGCCCGCUUCUGUUGCGCCCCAAGGCGGUAGCGGCGAGUGCCAGCAGUCAAGCUGCCCAGUCAACAUCAACGACGCAUGCCUAGCUGAGCUCCAGUAUAAAUCCGGAAACGAUGUCGUUGGGUGCCUGAGCGCUUGCACCAAGUUUAAUGAGGACAGGUACUGCUGUAGAGGAGCCUUUGAUAAACCAGAGACAUGUCCUCCAACUGACUACUCUAACUUCUUCGAGCAGAAAUGCCCUCAGGCUUACAGCUACGCUUACGAUGAUAAGACCAGUACUUUUACCUGCACCGGUUCUAACUAUCUCAUCACUUUCUGCCCAUGAUCACCAUCCAUCACCAUCAAAUAUUAUACAUACAAAAAAUUAAAAUAAAGAAACAGAAGCCAUAUGUAUUAAUCUUAUAUACAUACUUCAGUAUUAAUUUAUAUGCUGGUACAUCUUACAGAAAUAUUACAGAGAAGAGAAGAAUAAAUUAAUAAUGAUGUUGUUUAUGCUAGCUUGGCAUGCAAUAUCGAUCGACAUGUAUGUACUUGUUUGUCAUCAAGCCAUAUAUAAUAUAUACUAUGGAUUAUCAAUAAAAAUUUCUCUUUCCUUGUCGAUUA
This is a messenger RNA of Humulus lupulus (European hop), 1113 nucleotides long. Its product is annotated as thaumatin-like protein 1b. Gene Ontology annotation, cellular component: extracellular region. Bases 104 to 835 code for a protein of 243 amino acids. The transcript has 2 exons. The record is from RefSeq and is a predicted model, not a curated record. NCBI's taxonomy places the organism in Eukaryota, Viridiplantae, Streptophyta, Magnoliopsida, Rosales, Cannabaceae. Gene Ontology annotation, biological process: defense response.